AUGAAAAAAUUAUCAUCUACUCAAUCCAAUAGAAAUGUUCAAGCUGAUGGUCAUAUUUCAUUGUCAACUUAUUCUCAAGAUGUGCGAAGAAAAGUAUCAUUCGCCGAACAAAGUACGUCCCUCUCGAUGAACACUAUCGCGGGUGAUGAACAAAUCGAGCAAAUGUUAGAUCCAUUAGAAAGUGUAAUCAAUACAACUUCAAAUAGCGAGCAUUCUACAUUUCGGUUACAAAUUCCAUUUAUGUCUAACUUUAGAAUCAUUUGGUUAGAUUCAAAUUUCACUAAACUUAAUGCAGAUUUUGAAUACAUGAUCAAUCAACUUCGACAUAUUAUUGAUGUCAUUAAUCCAUUCACGGAUCCCGAAGUAUGCAAGGAUUUCAUCAGAAAAAAAAUCGAUGAAACAAUUUUCUUAAUUGUAUCAAAUGAUGUAGAACAAUCGAUAAUAUGUGAUAUUCAUCAGAUAUCUCAAAUUCAUUGUAUCUUUAUAUUCUGUCAAAAUAAACCGAAGAAGACACGUUGGAUAAAAAAUUGGAAAAAGAUAAUCGGUUUUUUCAUGUGUAUUAACACAAUUUAUGAAAGAAUCAAACAAGAAACUGAACGACAUUGUCGUGAUUCCAGAACCACUAGUAUUUCAAGUGUGGAUUUAAAUCGUUUCGAUACAUCAUUUAUGUAUACAUUGAUUCUUAGAGAGAUACUUUCCGAAAUGAACUACGAUGUUACAGCAAAGAAACAAUUGACUCAAUUCUAUCGAGAAUAUUAUUAUAAUGAUCCGUGGACACAGAAAGACAUUGAUAACUUUAACCAAAAUUACGAGUUACAUACGCCAAUUUGGUGGUACACUAGGUUCCCAUUUCUCUAUGAGAGGCUUAAUGAAGCACUUCGAUUACAAAAGACGAAGACCAUCAUUAAAAUGGGCUUUUUUAUAAAGGAUCUUCACGAUCAAAUUGAACAGUUAUAUAGACCAACGACUGAAAAAAUUACCGUCUAUCGAGGUCAAGGACUGUCGUAUGCACAUUUUAAUCAAUUACGCACAAUAGAAGGUGGUCUAUAUUUUUUCAAUUGUUUCUUAUCAACAACUGCCGAUCGACAAGUGGCUCUUUCACGAGCUGAAAGCUCUUGCUCUAUUGAAGGUUCUGGACAGAUAGGUAUUCUUUUUCAAAUAACCCUAGAUCCAACUGUUGGCACUGCAGCUCCAUUCGCUUCAUUAAAUAAUGUAAGCUUCUACUUUGACAGAGAACAAGAAAUUUUAUUUUCUACACACACAGUAUUUCGAAUCGGUGAAAUAAAAUCAAUUGGAGAUUACUUAUGGCAAGUAGACCUUUUAUUGGUUAGUGACGACGAUGAUGAUUUGAUCAAACGUAUUGAAUACAUGCGAAAUAUGACAUCAGGAACAACAGGAUGGGAUAGACUCAGUAAAUUGUUAUUAAAAAUGGAUAAAUUUGAGGAAGCCAAAGAAGUCUUAGAAGUAUCGCUUGAGAAUUCAAAUGAUAACGAUUUGGAAAGACUUGGCCAUCGUUACCAUCUAAUGGGUCAAAUAGAAAAUAGUCAACACAAUUACAAACAAGCACUUUUCUUCUACGACAAAGCUUCACAAAUUUAUCAAACUCAUUCCAGUUCUAUUCAUUUAGAUAUGUCUGUAAUUUACAAUGAUAUCGGUUCAGUAUAUAAAAACACAGAAGAAUACACAAAAGCACUAGAGUAUUUUCAAAUGGCACUUGAUUAUCAAGAUAAAUCUAAUCCUUUAGCUCAUUCAAAUUUGGUUCUUAUCUAUAAUAAUAUGGCUGAAGUACACAAAGUGAUGAAACAAUAUUCAGAUGCUUUGAAUAUUCUUGAAAAACUUUCGACUACUUAUAAACGAUCAUCAGUUCUUUACGAUUAUCCAACUAUGUCUAUUAUUUAUAUAAGUAAGGCUGAAGUAUAUUUUGAUAUGGGAUCUUAUUCGGAAGCAUUGGAACUAUUUCGAAAAGUAUCUAAUAUGUAUAAAUGUUGUCAUCCACAAAAUUUUAUCGAUAUAGCUAAUGUUUAUAAUCGCAUUGGUGAAAUCUAUCAAAGAUGGGACAAGCAUCUCAAGGCAUUCGCAUACUAUGAACAAUCACUUAAAAAUUAUCAUAUUGCAUUUAAUAUUUUAUUCAAACAAUUACCAAUGAAUGUAUCAAAUUUAGCUAUACUCUAUAGUAAAAUAGCUCAUGUACAUACAAAUAUGAACAAUUAUUCAAUGGCACUUACACUGUAUCAAAAAUCACUUGAAAUCUUAGAAAGAUCUUUCCAGUUCAAACAUCCAGACUUAGCAUCGACAUACGCAAAUAUUGGUCACAUAUAUAAAAAUAUGGGUAAACAUGACAAAGCACUUAUAUCAUACAGACAAGCUAUGAAAAUCGCACGGCAAUCAUUGCCUGAAAAUCAUCGUCAUUUUCUAAUAUAUCAAAAAUAUGUUACGGAAUUUCAACAAACGUUUCAAUGA
Messenger RNA from Adineta steineri, 2460 nucleotides. NCBI's taxonomy places the organism in Eukaryota, Metazoa, Rotifera, Eurotatoria, Adinetida, Adinetidae. The record is from the annotation of a GenBank genome assembly.